Messenger RNA from Lontra canadensis (Northern American river otter), 748 nucleotides. Its product is annotated as 28S ribosomal protein S31, mitochondrial-like. Gene Ontology annotation, molecular function: structural constituent of ribosome. The record is from RefSeq and is a predicted model, not a curated record. The transcript has 2 exons. Gene Ontology annotation, cellular component: mitochondrial small ribosomal subunit. Lineage: Eukaryota; Metazoa; Chordata; Mammalia; Carnivora; Mustelidae. Bases 351 to 677 code for a protein of 108 amino acids.
AUUCAUGAAAACAUUCUUAAACAAAAUACACAUUCCUUUUUCUUUCCAGUAGAGGGGAUGGUGAGACUUUAGGGCUUGCUUACCCAGCAGUGUAGUAAAUGCUAAGGCUUGCAGGAAUUGUUGCUGUAGGCUUUUUUUGUCAUCUUCCUUUAGCUUUAGCUCUCAGUGAGUGACCUUUCAUUAUAUACUGUUUAUUUUAAUCCUCAGGGCCUGAAAUGUAUUACUAAUUUAGAGUUGAUUAUAUCAUUUAAAAAAAUAAAGAUAUAUACAUUGACUUGUGAUUAUUUUGAAAUGUUAUUAUAGAGACAGCACCUUCACUUUGGGAAGUGGAAUUUGCGAAGCAGUUAGCCAUGGUAAAUGAACAGCCCCUUCAGAAUGGUUUUGCAGAGAUGAUCCAGUGGACGAAAGAGGGGAAGCUGUGGGAGUUUCCGAUUAACAAUGAAGCCGGUUUUGAUGAUGAUGGUUCAGAAUUUCAUGAACAUGUAUUUCUGGAUAAACACCUGAAAGAUUUUCCAAAACAAGGACCAAUUCGCCACUUCAUGGAGCUGGUGACCUGUGGCCUUUCCAAAAACCCAUACCUGAGUGUUAAACAGAAGAUUGAACACAUAGAGUGGUUUAGAAAUUAUUUUAAUGAAAAACAAGACAUUCUAAAAGAAAGUGGGAUACGGCUUAAUUGAAGACCAUGGAAAUUCUUAUUUCAAGCUGUUGGUGGUGCAUAUUAAAACUAAAUAAAAUAAUUUUACUAGAA